AUGGCAGCACCCCCGGUCGUCAACUUCAUAACGGGCAACGCCAACAAGCUGCGCGAGGUCAAGCACAUCCUGGAGCCGGCCAUCACGGUGGCGUCGCAGAGCGUCGACCUGCCGGAGCUGCAGGGCACGGUCGAGGAGGUGACGCUGGAGAAGUGCCGCGUGGCGGCGCAGCAGGUUGGAGGCCCCGUCCUGGUCGAGGACACGUGCCUGUGCUUCAAUGCGCUCGGCGGGCUGCCGGGGCCUUAUAUCAAGUGGUUCAUGAAGUCCAUAGGACAUGAGGGACUGAACAACCUUCUGGUUGCGUACGAGGACAAGUCAGCAAAGGCCGUCUGCACGUUCGGCUUCUCGAAAGGGCCGGGCCACGAGCCCAUGCUGUUCCAAGGUGUCACAGAUGGCAAGAUUGUGCCGGCGAGGGGCCCGGCGUACUUCGGAUGGGACCCGAUCUUUGAGUACGAAGGGCAAACGUACGCGGAGAUGGACCAGGGCGAGAAGAACAAGAUCUCACAUCGGUACAAGGCUCUGGAGAAGCUCCGGGUCUGGAUUGAGAACGGCAUGAAGGAUUGA
This is a messenger RNA of Neoarthrinium moseri, 564 nucleotides long. RefSeq lists its product as uncharacterized. Bases 1 to 564 code for a protein of 187 amino acids. Gene Ontology annotation, cellular component: cytoplasm. Gene Ontology annotation, biological process: nucleoside triphosphate catabolic process. NCBI's taxonomy places the organism in Eukaryota, Fungi, Ascomycota, Sordariomycetes, Amphisphaeriales, Apiosporaceae. The transcript is spliced from 3 exons. The record is from RefSeq and is a predicted model, not a curated record. Gene Ontology annotation, molecular function: nucleoside triphosphate diphosphatase activity.